Molecule: messenger RNA, 3060 nt
Organism: Rhodotorula toruloides NP11
Lineage: Eukaryota; Fungi; Basidiomycota; Microbotryomycetes; Sporidiobolales; Sporidiobolaceae
Product: exosome complex exonuclease DIS3/RRP44
Exons: 11
Coding region: 1-3060 (1019 amino acids)
Biological process (GO): rRNA catabolic process
Cellular component (GO): cytoplasmic exosome (RNase complex); nuclear exosome (RNase complex)
Molecular function (GO): 3'-5'-RNA exonuclease activity; endonuclease activity; RNA binding
Source: RefSeq, a predicted model, not a curated record
AUGGCAGACGUCCACAGAGCUCCCAGCACCAUCACCAUCCUCAAGAAGCGGCCCGCAUCGCACGGAGGGGCCGCCGACGAGUGCUACUUCCGCAAGACAGCUCGAGGCAAGCUGCAGCGAGUUGUUCGCGAGCACUACCUCCGCCCUGCGAGCGACUUCCCUCCGCCGCCCAAACUCGCCGACGGGCUCGCCUGGGUGGUACCAGACACGAACGCAGUGCUCCACCAGUUCGACCUGCUCGCCUCGCCCGCCUUCCCCGCCCCGCUGCUUGUCGCCCAGACUGUUCUCGACGAGGUGAGGCAUCGCAGCUUGCCCUUGUACAACAAGCUCCGCACGCUCGUCGACGAUGACUUCGAGAUCCCCGGCGGAAAGGGCAAGAUGAAGCGCGGGUGGACCGUCUGGAACGAGGCGAUUGAGGAGACCUUCCUCGAGCGCAAGGACGGCGAGAGUCCGAACGACCGCAACGACCGAGCCAUCCGCCACCUGGCGUCGUACUACUCCGCAAUCCUCUCGUCCGGCUCAUCGAACGGUCCCGCUGCGAAGCGCCAGAAGACAUCGUCCUCCCGCCCCGCCCUCUCUGCUGCCGACAUCGCUUCAGCACCCCUCAUCCUCCUCACCGACGACGCCGCCAACCUGUCCCUCGCUCUCGCAGACGGCCUCGUCGCCCUCACCGCCAAAGACUUCGUCUCCUCCCUCCCUGCCUCGCAACAAGAAUCGCUCGUCGACCUCCUUGCCGUCUCUGGAUCAGGUCUCGACAGGGAUGCUGCGGGAGCCGGGCGGAGAAAGGGCGCGGCGUUGUAUGCCGAGCAUUUGCCGACGAGCGUCUUGCAGGCUGGCGUCAAGGCGGGCAAGUUUGUUCAGGGACACUUUAAUCCGAGCCAGUACAACUUCCGCGAGGCUACGGUCAAUGCCGCUUCUCUUCCCAAGCCCAUCCUCCUCGCCGGCCUCGAGUCGAUGAACCGAGCUGUCGCAGGAGACCUCGUCGUGGUCGAAGUCUUGCCGGAGAGCGAAUGGAAGAGCAUCGGCGAGGAAGUUGUGGACGAGGAUGCCAAGGGCAACGACCCGGAUGCCGACCCCGUCGCCGAGUCAGGCGACUCGACUACUGCACCGACCGAGGGCUCGCUCCACCGCGCCGCCGCACCAACGACCAAGCCGCGCGAAGUACAGCCCACAGGCAAAGUCGUCGGGAUCCUCAAGCGCGCCUUCCGACCCUACGUCUGCACUCUCGACCGCGCCUCUCUCCCUCCCUCCGCUCUCACCUCUUCCGCCUCCGUCACAGUCCUCGCCUCUCCCGUCCAACGAACCCUCCCUCGCAUCCGCCUCCUAACCCGUCAAGCCGCCCACCUCGCCUCGCAAAAGUUCCUCGUCUCAAUCGACAGGUGGCCUAUCACGUCGCGUUACCCUGAGGGCCACUUUGUCCGCGUUCUCGGACAAGUCGGGAGCAAGGAGGGCGAGGUGGAGAGUUUGUUGGAGGAGUGGGAGGUCCCGUAUAGGCCGUUCUCGAGCGCUAUCUUGAGCUGCCUGCCGGAGGAGGGAGAUAAGUGGGUUGUGCCGCCGAAGGGAGAGGCGGACGUCAAGAACGUGUGGAGGGCCAGGGAGGAUCUGAGGGACGAGAUUAUUUGCUCAAUCGACCCGCCAGGCUGCCAGGACAUUGACGAUGCGCUUCACGCCAAGCGUCUCCCGAACGGUAACAUCCAAGCUGGCGUUCACAUCGCCGACGUCUCGCACUUCGUCCACCCCGACAAUCCCAUGGACGCCGAAGCCGCAUCGCGCGGCACAACCGUCUACCUCGUCGACAAGCGCAUUGACAUGCUGCCGUCGCUGCUCGGAACAAACUUGUGCUCAUUGAGGCCGUAUGUCGAGCGAUUGGCUUUCAGCGUCAUCUGGGAACUCGACGACGACGCCAACAUCGUCGACGUCCGUUUCACCAAGUCGGUCAUCGCGUCCAAGGAGGCAUUCACCUAUGAGGCUGCGCAGCGACGAAAGGACGACAAGUCGCUGAACGACCCGCUGACCGAAGGCAUUCGCCUGCUCAACUCGAUUGCGAUCAAGCUCAGGGCCAAGCGCAUGGCCGCUGGCGCGCUCAAUCUCGCUUCGCCCGAAGUCAAGAUCCACCUCGAGCAGUCGGAGCAGUCUGGGCCGGUCGAUGUCGAGCACAAGGAGCUGUUCGAGACCAACUCGCUCGUCGAGGAGUUCAUGUUGCUCGCCAACAUCUCGGUCGCCGAGCGCAUCUACAAGCAGUUCCCGCAGACCGCCGUGCUGCGACGACACGCACCGCCGCCCAAGACCAACUUUGAGGUCUUGCAGGACGUGUUGCAGAAGCGGAGGGGCAUGACGCUCGACGUCUCGACUUCGGGCGCGCUCGCAGACUCGCUCGACAAGUGUGUGGACCCUGCCUUCCCCGCCUUCAACACCCUCGUGCGCAUCAUGGCGACCCGGUGCAUGCUCUCCGCCGAAUACUUCUGCUCCGGCUCGCUGCCCGCAUCGCAAUUCUCGCACUACGGACUCGCCUCGCCCAUCUACACGCACUUCACCUCUCCCAUCCGUCGCUACGCCGACGUCCUCGUCCACCGCCAGCUCUCCGCCGCCAUCUCCGGCUUGCCACUGCACACGGGCUUGCAGACGCGCGCAUGGGUGGACAAGACGCUCGAGGUUGUCAACAAGCGCCACCGCGGUGCGCAGGGUGCCGCGCGCGCGAGUAUCGAGUUUUACGUCGCGCUGGCGAUUCAAAGGAGGGAGGAGGACGCGCAGAAGCAGGCUGGGUUGGGCAAGGUGGGAAGCAAGGUCCGCGCCGAGGCGUUCGUCAUUCGCGCGUUCAGGAACGGAUUGGCGGUCUUCGUCUCGCAGUUCGGUCUCGAGGGCCUCGUCACGUUCAAGCGCGACAACGACUACGACGCCGACAGCUACGAGAUCCACGUCCCGACGCCGUCCGGCAAGAAUGUCACCAUCGGCGUAUUUGACAAGGUCGAGGUCGAGAUCAGUGUCGAGAAGGACAAGAACACGCAGCGCGGCAAGGUCGUGAUGCACCUCGUCGAGCCCGUCGACUCUCGCGGCGUGUAG